Paramisgurnus dabryanus is the source of this 727-nucleotide messenger RNA. Lineage: Eukaryota; Metazoa; Chordata; Actinopteri; Cypriniformes; Cobitidae. The record is from RefSeq and is a predicted model, not a curated record.
GGCUACAAUUCAGCUGGCACUAGAAAAGCUGAAACCAACGUUUUACAUAGCUCCAAGGUGCUUCAUGGUCGAUAAAGACCAGGGUGAAAUCAAUGCCAUCCGCAAGGUAUUCAAAGAGUCAGAUGUCCUGCUUUGCUGGUACCAUGUCACACAAGCAGUUAUCCGUUGGCUGUCAAGGUCAGAGUCUGGAGUGAGUGGACCUGAGAAGGCAGAUACAAGAGGACAAAUCAUGCAAUUGAUGGCAGAGCUGAAAUCCUGUUCCACGAACCACUGGGAGCCAAUUGGUCAUCUGUGGUCAGACUUUGGAAGAUGCUAUAAGCAUGGAAACUCUGACACAAACAAUCUAAUAGAACGUUUCUUCCACCGUUUAAAAUACCAGUUCCUCUGUGGUAUCCGGAAUCGCAGAUUGGAUCACCUGAUUGAUGUGCUACUGAACAAGACAGAGAAGUACUUCAAUAUAAUACAGGAUCUACAGUCUGUUGGGAGAGUCUAUAAUCCUCUGCAAUGUAAAAUAGAAGAAAUGAAAAAUUCUGCUCAAAGGAUGCUAGACAAUGGUUGGGCCAGAAAAGUUAGUGUAGCUUCAAGAGAAACGUACAUCUACAAUGUUCCAUCUGAGAACAAUCCACAUUUAGUUUACUGUGUAUGCCCUGCAGAACAGCUCUGCAGUUGUAUAGCUGGCUGCUGCAAUACAUUGGGUGGAACAUCCUUUUUGUUGACCUAUGUUUGA